UUUCCUUCCAAGACUACAUCAAUUGAUUGCCCGAGUCUAGAAGCAAUUGUACUUUCAAGUACUUUAUCUACUCGGCGUCUUGGCCGAGCCCUCGUGACGGGGCCAACUUUCGGUCGGGUCUUCUCCGCAGUUUUCUCCUCCACCACCUCACCACUUCCGGAGAGCUGCUUUCUCUCUAUCCUCCCAUAUCCUCCCACCCUCUUCCACCUCUCCUCCUCCUCCUCCCCGUCUCCCUUUAGUCAUUCUCACCACGCCAAAAUGGGCCUCAUCAGCCGCGUCCUCAAGGUGACUGCCGCCGGCACCGUCGCCUCGGUCGGUAUCUUCUUCGGAGCCACGCGCAAUGACGUCUUUGAGCCCAUGGACGCCAACGAUCCCAUUUUCUCCUCGCCGUUCUUCCAAAAAUUCAACCCUGAGCGCAACCCGACGCUACACGACCUCUGCGUUCGUCGUGUCCCAUUGGACAAGAUCAAUCCCUCGUUACUGGAGAAGAAGGGAAAGCUGGUCGAGGCUUUCUGCGCGGGUGUCUGGGGUGGCAUGGGAUACAUUCCCCAGCGCGCAAUCCUAGCCAACAAGUACAAGGGCCCCGAGACCGCCCAUAAUCUUUGGGAGCGCAAGGACCUCCUCGCAAGCAACUACGAGGUCGGCACCAUCAUUACUGACCACUUCGAGGUGGUCGAAAAGACUGAUGAGAAGAUUGUCGUCCGCUGUGGUGCCUCCCCUCGCGAGCAAGGCGUCCGCCCCUCCGACGGUCUGUUUGAGAUGGGCGCGGUGGUGGACCAGGACAAGGGAGAGGCUGUGUUCACCCUCAAGAGCUGCUUCUACCAGGGCCUAGGCAAGGCCGAGGGAGCUCCCAUGGGUCCCGUCGUGGUGUGGUUGCACCAACAGUACACCAAGCUGUGGAUGGAGACUGCUAUCCUGAAGAAUUGCGUUCGGUAGGGAAAUUCAGGAUUGACUGCACGUCUUGUUCGGGAUAAUCCGUGUAUAUACGCUUCUCUUAAUGGUCUACGAACAAACGAGCAUGCCCCCUGGAGAGGGCGCAACUGAAGGACAUAUCAAGUCUUGUCCAUACAAAGGUGAUUGUGUGCAUUCCAGACUAGCAAGGUCAUUGCGGAUUCUCUCAUGCCUUACCUUCCAGCUGAGAUUUGUCUUUGAAGUCAGCUGUAUCCCUGCCUUCGAUAGCCACCGAAUCUAGGUCACUGGUGAGAGUGACUGCAAGGACCGCCGGAAUGGCAAUGACGAGCGAGCCCAUACAUAGACCCCAGUCCAUCGCAAAUUGCGUCAUGGCGGGCUUCUUCAAGGCAUUGAUGCGCCAGGCCAUGGCACCGCCAGUCGCCUGGAAUGUUUUGUACGCGCCCACCGUGAUUGCAGCCUCGGCGGGGGAGUUGGAACGGGCACCCAUGAGCCAGUAGCAGAAAGAUUGCCAGAAGGCAUCGUAGGCACCGUAGAAGAUGUAGAGGAAGAUCGGACCGACGGAAAUACUCCCUUGAUUGUAAUCAAUGUCCUGCUUGAAGCCCGCGGCGAUUCGACGAUCCGACCAUCUCUGGAAAGCAUAUCCACCUCCCCAGAUGGCCAUGCCCGUCACAAACAGGAAAGCCCAGCCAAUACGAGCCCGCAUAGGCCGAUUGAAGCCUGGCAUGUCCAGGACGAGACCCAUGAUCAACCCACCCAGCAUCUGCGCAAUCCAGUAGAGCGCACCGUUGAGCGAGCGUGUCCGAAUGUUGAAAGUCAUACCGUUGACCACAUUCUGCUGGUAAGAGUAGAAGACAUUGGCCGAAAAGAACAACGGCAGCAUGCACAGCACACGCCAGUCGGUCAUCGUACGAAGUGCCUGUCGUGCCGUCUGACGCCAGUUCUUCUCAGAUUGCGGUGUGGCUUGCAGUUGGGAGACACGCACGCUCGUCGGUGGGCAGAUGAAGACACCCAACAGCCAUCCAAUGGCCAUGAUGAUGAGUAGAGCGAUAUAAGUCCCGUCCGAAACAGUGCCACUCUUCGAAUGAUAAUUGAGGCCGAAGCUCGCGAGUGAGCCCACACCACCACCAAGGUUGAAGAUGACCCAGAACGCGGCAAUGGCUCGUCCUUUGUGCGAUUCCUUCACAUACGUGGUCAUGAUAGCGCCCUGUGUAACCCACAGGAACGAGGCCCCCACACCAAGAAUCGCGCCGGAGGCGAUCACAAAGGCAC
Messenger RNA from Penicillium brasilianum, 2181 nucleotides. Lineage: Eukaryota; Fungi; Ascomycota; Eurotiomycetes; Eurotiales; Aspergillaceae. The record is from the annotation of a GenBank genome assembly.